AUUGUCGAUACUGGAGGGGUAAUCAAAUAGCAGUCAGUGGCAACACUUGCCCCAGCCUUGUAAUAUGGCCGCUGCAGGCAAGAAAUCAAAAAAGUCAAAAUGGAUCAAAGCCAGCAUCACAGACAUUAUAGCGGAACCAACAACAAUUCCCACGAUAAACAACUGGGCGGACGCCGCAGAUGAAGAACCGACAGAGAGCUAUGGGUUCUCGUCGCGGCAGCGGCCGCCGGUGGUGCUGCCGUCGGCGUCCCGCGCGGCUCGCGGCGGUCUGGCCGUGGACGACGAGUCCAUACCGCGCCGCCCGCCCUUCAUUGCACACAUCUCUAACCUGCCUUAUGAUGUUGACGAGACAGCCAUCACUGAGCUGUUUGGAGAGCUUAAGAUUAUCAACUUGAGAUUGCCAAGAGAAGGGGACCGCCUAAAAGGAUACGGAUAUGUAGAUUUUGAAGAUAGAGAAAGUCUUAUCAAUGCUAUGAAUCUGCCUGAUCUAACAAUAGGGGGCAGACGGAUAAGAAUAGACGUGGCAACGCAGGACAACGACCGCCGCAUGGGUCGAGGGGGAAGAUCCGAUAGGGACAGAGAGUAUGAUCCGGAGCGCACUAUGGGCGAUUGGCGUUCGGGCCCGCGGGCGGUGCCCGAGACGCCGGCGCGGGGCCGCAACGACGCCCGCGACACCAUGCGCGACCGCGACACCCUGCGCGACCGAGACCGGGACUCGAGUGCAGACAACCGACCUGGUGGAUGGCGUGAUGGUGACCGUCCGGCGCCGGAACCGGCUCGGACGCCUUACGGCGGCCGGGACUCCUUCGGUCGCGAUCGCUUUGGAGAAGACCGUGGUAGGGAUCGAGGAUUUGGCCGUGACGGGGAACGCAGCGGCUACGGUGGUCGCGAUGGAUUCCGAACUGCUGAGCGAGAUGGAUUCAGUCGAGAGGGCAGAGGAUUCGGUGGAAGGGGUUUCGGCGAUCGUGACCGUGAUCCACAACCAAGAGAAGAAGCAGCGAAACCACGCGAGCGACCUAAGCUGAAUCUGCUUCCGCGUACCGUCCCGCGCGAGGUAGAGGCGCCCACAAAGCCGGCUGAUGGAGCUCCGGUUGAGGACAAACCGGCGGAGAAAAGCCUCGCUAAGCCUGUGCCUGCUGAGAAAGUCUUCGGCGCUGCCAAGCCUGUAGACACAGCUGCAAAGGAGAGGGAAAUAGAAGAACGUCUUCUUAAGCAGGAAGAGGAAUCUAGACGAGCCGCGGAAGACAAAGAUCGUUGGGUUCGUAGGAAUGACGACUCUGGUGAUCGACGAGGUGGAGCGAGAAGGGAUGACCGCGGUAAAGAUUCUCGCAGCUACAACAGAGACCGACGCGACUAUUCAAAGGAGAACAAAGAUCAUCGCGAUAAAGACGACAGGCGCGACUAUAAAGAUGAUAGAGACCGACGCGACAGGGAUGAUAGGGAUCGGCGCGAUAACAGGGACGACCGGGACAGACGUGAUUACAGGGAUGAAAGGCGUGACAAUUCAGGAGAUAGGCGAGAUUCGCGGGACAGGCAACACUCUCGGGGCAGACGUGACUCUCGUGACAGACCGGGCUCAAAUGAUAGAAGGGACUCCCGCGAGAGGCGCGAAUCCCCUGAAAAGGAUGCCAGAGAUGCGUCAGGCGAUAGGCGCACCCAGUCAUGGGAACGGGAGAACCGCGAACGGGACCAGAAGCCACGAGAAGAGCGCAAUGGGAGAGAGCGUUCGAGACAGAGUCGCUCGCGGGAUCGGGACGACAGAGAAGAAAAACCCUUGCCUAAGUUGAAAGAACAGGAGAAACCGAACUUCGUAGCUUCAAAUAAAUUUAGCUGCCUUGAAGACGCCGACGAUGGCGCCUCUGAUUAACACGUACGAACUUUUGUGUGCGCUAUUACCGUGACUCGUGUAUAAAGUGUAAAUUAACGAGUAUCAAGUGUCAGAAGUGUAGCGAGACUCGAUAAAGCACUGUGACGAUCUUAAAUUGUGCUAUGUUAUAGAACUCAAUUAGUCAUUAGUGUGGUGUGGAUAUAAGUGUAUAUUACGGUCUCUGUAUGCUCACACUGCUUCGAAGCUAGCCCCAGCCUUUAUUGUAGCUUCAUUUAGAGAAAUAUGGACUGUUUUAAACAACAUUAUAGAUUAGCAGUGCUUAUAUACAGAUGACUUACCGUUCGAAAAAUCAUUAGUCGUAAUAAAUAGGCUCAAUUUUUCAUCAGAAUAUUAUUUUUAUGUAUUUACUCAGUGGAAGACUAAUUCAUAGUUUAAAUAGUACUGAGAAUUUGUUGUCAUAGUAAAUAUAUAAUUGAAUCGUUAUUAUCCUCUCUUUUUUUAUUAUAACAGUUUAAAUAUAGUCGCAUUAUCGCGUAUGCAAACUGGUUAUUCCUGUAAGCUCCAGAUGUUUGUCUUUCGACUCUUACUUUAUCCGAAUGGAAAAAUAUUUGGAUUAAUAUAUAUAGUAUA
Molecule: messenger RNA, 2458 nt
Organism: Achroia grisella
Lineage: Eukaryota; Metazoa; Arthropoda; Insecta; Lepidoptera; Pyralidae
Gene: eIF4B
Product: eukaryotic translation initiation factor 4B
Exons: 15
Coding region: 65-1867 (600 amino acids)
Molecular function (GO): RNA binding
Source: RefSeq, a predicted model, not a curated record